AUGAAGGAAGAAGCUAUCGAUUAUUCAAAUGGCCCAGGGGACAAAGUUGUCCAAGCAAAAUCAGCUACAGUUGACAUCCUCCCUUUGGAGAUCUUAGAUCUCAUUGUUGAACAGCUGUCAGGAGGGGGCCCCACGUCGAUUAUGGACUACUACAAUUGUGUAAAGGCACUUGGUCGGUUCAGCCCUGCUACAUGCGAUUGCCUGAAAAAAAAGGUGUCGAUCUUCGCACCAUCGGUUAACGAAAGCGAGUUUGUACGAACGCUAGGCAAUCGUGACAAUGCAUUACGGGAAGGAAACGAAGUUCCGGUAGGAACGUCUCAUUUGCUUCUCCACGUUGACGAGCGAUGGCUGGCCACGGAAGACAGACAAUUCAUAUCGUUGGCAAAUGAAAGCACCCAAGUUUCUGUGGUCAUUAACGUCAAAGCUGGGCUGGUGUCGUUUCUUCGCUUGGGAAAGCUGCUUCGCUACAAGUUUCCCACCAUAGGCACUUUCCAUCAUGUUCUGAUGGAGUGUAAUUUUGAUACUCUUGACUGCCACGAAGAACGUCUCGACAUCUUUAAAGAAGAAUACUACCCUCGUGGCGACUUGCUAUUUGAGCAUCUCACAAUUCUUAAUGUGGAAACGUUGCGGAUGAGGGAUGACGAACUACAUGAAUUCGUCAAGCUCACGCCAGCAAGGCCAAUUGAAUAUGCACCUAGCAUAGCUACCUUUUUGCAGGUAAAUGUUCACAUGCCCAGUUUGAAGUCACUUGUUUUCGUGAAUGAUAAGAAUGAGACUUCAUGGAACAAAAUCUCUCUAACUCGGGAGCAGUUUCACAUUUUGAAUCUCAAGGAUGUAAGACUGGCGGAGUAUUUCAGCGUUCACUCUCUCAGAAAUUGGGACUUGCCAAAGUUAAGGUAUUUUAGUGGGCAUGAGCUCCUCUUCAAUGAAUGCAAGAAUUCAUGUGGAGGUUGUCGGAGUCGAUUUCAACGUAGCGCCGCGAUGAUGGGAAAUCUAAGACUACUACGUGAUAUCGCCAUUAGGGAAAACCCAGAUGGAUUGUCACAUUUUAAUGUGAGCUUAGUUCCCGAGGGUGUUUUAGAAACCUCAAUCAUAAACUGGAUACCUUUCGAUGGUGUUCAACAUGAACAAGCAAUUGCUCCGCCAUUUUGUAUACAUCAAGAGACCCUCCGAAAAUUACAUCUUGGCAUAAUCAAUUGCAAGCGCGGCGGUACCUUGAGAGCCGAGGGUCUCUACAUGCCUAAGUUGAAGGAGCUAGAUAUUUCAUUUUCCGGCUGGUGUCCCACACAUUGCAAUCCCGAGGAGUUGUGUAUGUUCACUUUUUCAACGUGGAAUAACUUACCCGAAUGCCGCAGUUUGACAUUCACGGACAACUCUUCUUUCGGGCCCAAUGUUGUGAUUACUGUUGAUGGAGCAGCUGCAAUUCUCCCGAAGUUAGUUGAGUGUGAGGGCUCGUCUCGUCCAACCUACCCUCCGCGGAUUCUAGUGAUAUGA
Molecule: messenger RNA, 1494 nt
Organism: Lachancea fermentati
Lineage: Eukaryota; Fungi; Ascomycota; Saccharomycetes; Saccharomycetales; Saccharomycetaceae
Source: the annotation of a GenBank genome assembly